UCUUGCAUUGCUUUACUACACGUGCACAGACUCUCUUAGCUGACAACUGACCAACAGAAUUUAACAGUGUGUAAAAGUAACUUCUUUUCAAACUAACAUCCUGUGUGCUUUUGAUAUUUUCAACUAUUCUCUGAGUUACACUCCAGAUUGGAAGUGUUGUAUCAUUUAUUUUCAAGAUGAAGUUUGAGAACAUACUGGCAGAGGUGAAUGGCUUUGGGAAAUUCCAGUUAAGGACGAUGCUCUUGAUGGUAAUUGCUCGUGUGACUUUGCCAUUUCACUUUUUGCUGAAUAAUUUCAUAGCGGUUAUUCCCUCUCACCACUGUGACGUCAGCUCUCUGGAUGAUGGAGUUGUUUUUAGGAAUUUAUCCCUGGCAGAGAGGCUUAUUGUUAGUAUUCCAAGCCAGGAGGAUGGGACUCCAAACUCCUGUCAGAUGUUUGCAGAGACUCAGUAUCAUCUGCUGGUCAACUCUUCCAACGUUACUGACCUGCUUACAGUGCCGUGUCAGAAUGGAUGGGUGUACGAUAACACCGACUUCAAGUCUACUGUUGUAACAGAGUGGGAUCUGGUUUGUGAUAACAGAAGAGUGAACAAAGCCACGGCAACUAUAUUCUUCAUGGGAGUCAUGGUUGGAGCAGCAGUAUUUGGUUAUCUUAGUGACAGGUUUGGCAGAAAAAGAACGCUUCUGGCGUCCUACGUGAUAACCACCUUCUUUGGAUUUGCAAGUGCUUUCUCAUAUAAUUUCGCCAUGUUUGCUGUCAUGAGGUUCUUUACUGGAUUUGGAAUUUCUGGAAUAAGUAUAAUCACCGUAGUCCUCUGUAUUGAAUGGGUGGACAUUAAGCAUCGCACUGCAGUAGGUAUUUUAAUGAGUUUGGACUGGAGUAUUUCUACUGCUGUACUACCUGUUGUAGCCUAUUUUGUGAAUGACUGGAGGUACCUGACCGCCACGGCAACCAGCCCACUGUUUCUGGCUAUGACCUGUUGGUGGUGGCUCCCCGAGUCUGCCAGAUGGCUAAUAAGCAAUGGAGAGUUGAACAGUGCUCAUUUUUACCUGAACAAGUGUGCAGAAUUAAAUGGCAGAAAGCAGUUCAUGGCUGACCUAAAGCCUGAGAGUCUGUCCACAGUGAUACUUGUAGACAAUGAAAACAGAAAAUAUUCCUAUUUGGACCUUGUGAAGACCCCCAGAAUGAGGAAACUGGCUCUGCUUACUGGCAUCGUGUGGUUUGGAGUGGCCUGUACAUAUUACGGAAUCAGCCUGAACGUCACUGGCUUUGGUGUGAACAUUUAUCUCACACAGUUCAUCUACGGCGUAACAGAAAUUCCUGCAAAAGCCUUCAUCUAUUUCACCCUGGACAAAAUUGGCAGACGGUUGAAUCAGGUUGGAGCACUCGUUCUGACUGGUCUGUGUAUAUUCUGCAACAUGUUUAUCCCUCAAGAUAAGGGGUCAUUUAGGACAGCUGUUGGAGCUUUGGGUAAAAUGUUCGCAGAGGCAGCUUUCACAACUGUAUUUCUGUACACAACAGAGCUUUACCCCACUGUAAUGAGGCAAAAUGGAUUGGGUUACAGCUCCUUCAUGGCCCGUGUAGGUGUGUCUGUAUCUCCCCUGAUCAUGCUUCUUGAAGACGUGUGGGGCCAUUUACCGAGUGCUAUUUUCUCCCUGGUGGCUUUGGCUGGAGGUCUGGCUGCUUCUUUUCUUCCUGAGACAAACAACGUCCGUCUACCAGAGACUAUUGAGGACAUUGAACAGACAAGAAGGACAAACUGUAGUGGCUUGUUUCAAAGGAAGACAUUUUGCACACAGCGAGAGGCCACGAUGAGGUUCGAGAACGUUCUAGCCGAUAUUAAUGGAUUUGGAAGAUUUCAGAUAAUGAUAAUUGUAAUCAGUUUCAUUGGCCGCUUCACAAUGCCCUGCCACUUCAUGCUAAACAACUUCAUAGCAGCUGUUCCCUCUCACCACUGCGACAUCAGCUCUCUGGAUGACGGAGGUGUUUUUAGGAAUUUAUCCCUGGCAGAGAGGCUUACUGUCAGUAUUCCAGUCCAGGAGGAUGGGACUCCAAACUCCUGUCAAAUGUUUGCUGAGCCUCAGUAUCAUCUGCUGCUCAACUCUUCCACCAUUGCUGAAAUACCGACAGUGCCAUGUCAGACUGGAUGGGUGUACGACAAUACCACCUUCAAGUCUACUCUGACCUCGCAGUGGGACCUGGUGUGUGAUAGAAGAGGGAAAAACAAAGCAACCGCUACCAUCUUCUUUGUUGGAGUUAUGUUUGGGGCCAUGUCCUUUGGAAGUCUGAGUGAUAGGUUUGGCCGAAGGAUCAUGCUGCUGGUGUCGUAUGUGUCUGGAAUGCUUUUUGCUGUUGCAAGUGCUUUUUCUACAUCUUACUUGAUGUUUGCAGUGCUGAGGUUCUUCACUGGGUUUUGCAUCACUGGCAUCGUCAUUGUCUCAACAGUCCUCAGUGUAGAGUGGGUGGACAUUGAGCACAGGAAACUGGUGGGAGUGAUCGACAGCUUAUCCUGGACGUUUGGGAACACAGGAUUUGCAGCUAUUGCUUAUUUUGUGACAGACUGGCGGUGGCUAAUUGUUAGCGUCACCUCACCUCUAAUCUUGGCCAUCAUUACGUGGAGGUGGAUGCCCGAAUCAGCAAGGUGGCUCAUUGCCAACGGAAGGCUGGAGCAAGCUCAGAUGUAUUUGAAGAAAUGUGCCAAGAUGAACCAAACAGAAGAGCUAAUUGACACACUUAAAACAGAGACACUAUCUACUAUUGUUGUGACUGAGAAAAAAAAUCGGGUCUAUUCCUACCUCGACCUGAUACGAACACCCAAAAUGAGGAAACUGGCACUACGUACUGGUAUAGUGUGGUUUUGUGUGGCAACUACAUUUUACGGCAUCAGCUUCAACAUCACAGGCUUUGGGCUCAAUAUCUAUCUCACUCAGUUUACCUAUGCUCUGAUUGAGCUCCCAGCCAAAGUAGCAGUUUACUACUUACUGGAUAAGAUAGGCAGGCGAUCCACUGAGGUGGGAUCUCUGCUGUUGGCUGCCGUCUGUCUUGGGAUCAACAUUGUAGUACCUAAAGAUAUGUCCGUUGUCAGAACAGUGGUAGCGGUCAUUGGAAAAGGGUUUUCUUCAGCCUCCUUUGGUACCGUUGUGCUCUACAGUUCUGAGCUCUAUCCCACUGUAGUAAGGCAGAAUGGUAUGGGCUACAACUCCUUCAUGGCUCGACUUGGCGUGGCCGUGGCUCCUUUGAUCCUCCUACUGGACGAGGUGUGGAAGGAUCUGCCUCAGGUCGUCCUGUGCUCUGCAGCUGUACUGGGGGGAAUAGUGGCAAGAACGCUGUCAGAGACACGCAACAGGUGCCUGCCAGAGACCAUAGAGGACAUUGAACAGGAUUGGUGAACAGUCACUGCCAUCAGUGCAUACCCAGUCAUGAUGUUUUUUAGUAGUUCAAUUUGUAUAUAUAUAUUCUUAUUUGUAGAAUUACCUUCAGGUUUUAUCUAAAUAUUGGUUUGUUGGAAGGAUAUUUAGGAAGGUGUAAGGCAAACUUUAUCUGGAGAUUAAAGAUUGUGCUCUUUAAGUAACAUAGUAGUAACACAAGUUGGUACUAUUGACAGUAAAUAAUGACUUAAGGUGGUAUAGGGCAGUGGUUCCCAACCUUCUUUGGCUCAUGACCCUCUUCUAUGCUAUGCCAACCGUGAACUGUUUAUCCAAAGAUCCCUUCCUUUCCUUUCAAGUUUUUUCCCCCCAGAAAAAAAAAACAAAAACUUACUACUAAAAUGCAAGAUUUGAGUAAAGACAGAAAAAGUAAACACAAUUUUGUUUGGCAGUAAUUUUGUUUUCUUCUUCAUUCCUAUGUUGUUAUUCAUCGCUUAAGUUUUUACCUUGUGAUCCUUUAGGGCAUUAAUUAAGAAAACAGAAUCAUGCACUUGUUACUCUGAGGUAGUAUUCCCUUGUGUCAUCAAAAACCUUUCCAAGAUUGAUUUAGAU
Molecule: messenger RNA, 3977 nt
Organism: Morone saxatilis (striped sea-bass)
Lineage: Eukaryota; Metazoa; Chordata; Actinopteri; Moronidae
Exons: 19
Coding region: 177-3389 (1070 amino acids)
Biological process (GO): transmembrane transport
Cellular component (GO): membrane
Molecular function (GO): transmembrane transporter activity
Source: RefSeq, a predicted model, not a curated record